Molecule: messenger RNA, 1008 nt
Organism: Macadamia integrifolia
Lineage: Eukaryota; Viridiplantae; Streptophyta; Magnoliopsida; Proteales; Proteaceae
Product: altered inheritance of mitochondria protein 32-like
Exons: 4
Coding region: 56-940 (294 amino acids)
Source: RefSeq, a predicted model, not a curated record
UCUCUAAUUUCACUUUCUUUUAAAUAAUUUUUCUUGACUCGAGACUGGUGGCCGAAUGAGACUUUGUCUAUCUUUCCCACGCUCAAUCUCAAAUCUCAGCGCUUUUCAAUUUCGUUAUCGGACUUCUCUGCUAACCCUAGUUUCCGCCAUGGCUGGAACUGGAGAAGAUCAAUCGUCCUUCUCCGUCAACUCUGAUGGUUCUGUGGUCGAUUCGUCCAAGUCUCAAGUCGACGGAGGCGUGGCAGUUGCGGAUGCGGAUGACUUGAAGUACGGAUUCCAGAGACCUGAAAUGUACAAGAGCUCUCUCGCUGGAACUGUCGAUCCCUACGACCGUCAUGUCUUUCUCUGCUACAAGAAUGCCGAGAGCUGGCCUUCUCGAGUCGAAGACGCAGAAUUCGAUCGACUACCCAGACUUCUCGCUGCUGCUCUUAAAUCUCGCAAGGACGAAAUUCAAGGAAAGAUUCGUUUGACGAUAUGCGAGGGGCGGGAUGGAACAGAGUCUUCAAACGGAGAUAUAUUAAUCUUUCCUGAUAUGGUCCGAUAUAGGGGCUUGACACACUUUGACGUCGACCAUUUCGUUGAAGACGUGCUCGUAAAAGGCUCGGCGUGGGUUUCUGGAGCUCCUGAAGCCUUAACCGGCUCACACAUAUUCGUGUGCUGUCAUGGUAGUCGAGACCGGAGAUGCGGUGUUUGUGGGCCGGCCCUGGUCGAUAAGCUUAAAGAAGAUAUUGAAUCACGGGGACUGAAGGACCAGGUAUUCGUCAGUCCAUGCUCUCACAUUGGGGGGCACAAAUAUGCUGGGAACUUGAUAAUUUUCAGUUCGAAUUUGGAAGGAAAAGUUGCUGGUCAUUGGUAUGGUUAUGUUACCCCUGAUGAUGUUCCCACUUUGCUGGAGCAGCAUAUUGGCAAGGGAGAAGUCAUAGAACGGCUAUGGAGGUAAUUGUGAAUGUUUCUAUUCCACGCACUCUUCUUUUGUCCCAAAAUGCCGCGCUGAGGUUUAUCUUGAUA